CUGCCGGACUGACGGGCGGCCGGGCGGUGCGCGGCGGCGGCGGGGAAGAUGGCGGCGUCCUCCCUGGAGCAGAAGCUGUCCCGCCUGGAAGCAAAGCUGAAGCAGGAGAAUCGCGAGGCCCGGCGGAGGAUCGACCUCAACCUGGAUAUCAGCCCCCAGCGGCCCAGGCCCAUUAUUGUGAUCACUCUAAGCCCUGCUCCUGCCCCGUCCCAACGAGCAGCCCUCCAGCUCCCACUGGCCAAUGAUGGGGGCAGCCGCUCACCGUCCUCCGAGAGCUCUCCACAGCACCCCACGCCCCCUGCCCGGCCCCGCAAUAUGCUGGGGCUUCCGCCAACCUUGUUCAUGCCCCGCAGCAUGGAGAGCAUCGAGAUUGACCAGAAGCUGCAGGAGAUCAUGAAGCAGACGGGCUACCUGACCAUUGGGGGCCAGCGCUACCAAGCAGAAAUCAACGAUCUGGAGAACCUGGGGGAAAUGGGCAGCGGCACGUGCGGCCAGGUGUGGAAGAUGCGCUUCCGGAAGACGGGCCACGUCAUCGCCGUCAAGCAAAUGCGGCGCUCCGGGAAUAAGGAGGAGAACAAGCGGAUCCUCAUGGACCUGGACGUGGUGCUCAAGAGCCACGACUGUCCUUACAUCGUGCAGUGCUUCGGCACCUUCAUCACGAAUACGGAUGUCUUCAUUGCCAUGGAGCUCAUGGGCACGUGCGCUGAGAAGCUCAAGAAGCGGGUGCAGGGCCCCAUCCCCGAGCGGAUCCUGGGCAAGAUGACGGUGGCGAUCGUGAAGGCGCUCUACUACCUGAAGGAGAAGCACGGCGUGAUCCACCGUGACGUCAAGCCCUCCAACAUCCUGCUGGACGAGCGGGGCCAGAUCAAGCUCUGUGACUUUGGCAUCAGCGGCCGUCUGGUCGAUUCCAAGGCCAAGACGCGCAGCGCUGGCUGCGCCGCCUACAUGGCCCCGGAGCGCAUAGACCCCCCGGACCCCACCAAGCCAGACUACGACAUCCGGGCCGAUGUGUGGAGCCUGGGCAUCUCCUUGGUGAGUGGGGGCCCCCGCCUUUUGGGCAGCAUCUCCUCGGGAUCCAGAAGGAGGCGGAAGGGAGGGGAGGAACCCGUGCUCAGCCCGUCCAGCCCGGUCUUCUCUUCUAGGUGGAGCUGGCGACGGGACAGUUUCCCUACAAGAACUGCAAGACAGACUUUGAAGUCCUCACCAAAGUCCUACAGGAAGAGCCCCCGCUCUUGCCCGGCCACAUGGGCUUCUCAGGGGACUUUCAGUCCUUCGUCAAAGACUGCCUUACUAAGGAUCACAGGAAGAGACCAAAGUAUAAUAAGCUACUUGAACACAGCUUCAUCAAGCGCUACGAGAUGCUGGAGGUAGAUGUGGCAUCCUGGUUCAAGGACGUCAUGGCGAAGACUGAGUCACCGAGGACUAGCGGAGUCCUGAGCCAGCACCACCUGCCCUUCUUCAGGUAGCCACGUGGUGGCGGCCAGCCCCACCGGGGGCCAGGGGCAUGGCCACAGGCCCCCCUUCCCCACCUGGCCACCCAGCUGCCCACCAGGGGAGACCUGGGACCUGGACAGCUGCUGAGGGCUGAGGACAGAAAGUAGGGGGUGCCGACCCACCCCCAGCCCCCUGCCCACCAGCCGUGGACAGAUGGGCUCACCAGGCCCCAGCCCUUCCCGUCCCGGGGUCAGCCGGCCUCCCGGGGUCAGCCGGCCGUGUGCGUCCCCCUGACAGACACUGUGAACGGAAGACAGCAGGCCACGAGCAGACUCGCUAUUUAUUCAGUCGUAACCUCUGGGCUGGGGCGGCCCCCAGGGGCCGGGAGAGAGCCGCCCGUCCCGCCCCUCCCCCCCCACUCGCCGUGUGCUGUCCCCCCCGCCCCCCCCCCCAGACAUGCUCCCCGCCCCCCCCCCCCCCCCUCCCCCAUCCCCUGUCUACCUCUCUGGCUUUCCCCAUCUCCCUCCCUGCCUCUGCCUCUCUCCUGGCCCAUACCCGGGCUCCCCCUGCCAGCCCCCCCUGGGGGACUCCUGGGUCCACUUGGGUCUCCGGCAGUGGCGAGUCCGUCAGCUGGUGUCCUCGCCCCAGGAAGGCAGGCUGGGCGUUACGACUGCAGCUGGGCCUGGGCUGGUCUCUCUCUCUCUCUCUCUUUCUCUCUCUCUCUCUCUCUCUCUCUUUGAUCUCAGGGGGUCCUUUUUGGAGUUUAUUGUAUUUUAUUGUACUUGGUGGGGUGUUUGGGGUGGGGGGGCAAAGAGCUUGUUCUCACGGGGUUUGUCGGUACCUUCAGAAACUUUUACCAAAGUCAUGUUUAGCUGCUUGUGGUGGAGCCCCCUGACCGCCUGUGGGCACAGGCGUCUGGGGCCGGGGUGCGGGGCCGAGCCCCAAAGGUGGGCUCUGCGGGGCUCCUCCUCCCUUGGGGCCAGCCCUCGGGGCUGGAGACUGGCCACAGCUCGGGGGGGUGAGUUGAGGACCUCAGGGGGCGUGGAGGGAGCCCGAGGGGCCGUGGCCACACGGGGUGGCCUUCAGGGAAGGCGGGUGCAGGGCACGGUGAGGGCAGCGGACGCUGCUGCGGCAGGGAGGUGGUGGAGGGGGUAGUGGCAGGAGCGGGGCCCCGGGGCCCCGGGGAGGCAGGGAUCGAGGGUGCAAGGGGCGGGUGUGGGGGUUCGAGGACGUGUGACAGGACAGAGGUGGGGCUGGCUGAGGGCUGGGCGUGUGCAGGCAGUCACGCCCUUGGAGUGCCCCUGAGCGCCCCUCGACUCCCCCAGAGCUGGCCAGUCCGCCCCGCGCCCUCUGCAGCAGCUGGAAUGGGAGGGGGUGUGUUUCCUUUUUGUUGGUGAUGCAUGCAAAUUAAGUGGACAACAAAACAAAAAAACAAAAACAGAAACCCACAGAACCACAAAACCAACCAACACCAAAGGUGAGGAACUUGGCCGGAUGGAGCGGACGCAGUCUAGGCCUAGGCAUCACUGUAUCCUGUCUGUCCUGCGGACUCUCGUUCUGCUCCAAACUCACAAAACGCCGCAUGUUCAAAAGUCCUCGAGUUCUCUGCUCUCUGCCCCCCGCCCGGGAGGGAAACGGCCACCUUCUCUUGCCCCGGUCCCCUUUGUGAGGGGAUGGGGGCAGGGUGGGGGGCCCACAGGCCUGGUCCCCCACCUCCCUCACCUGGCCCAGCCAAGGAGGGGAGGGGAGGCGUGGCCUUUGUGGGUAGCUGGAAGGUUCCGUGGCUGGGCCCAGGGCCAGUGAAGGCCCUGGGGCCAGCCACCUGGAUUUAUUUUUAUUUAACUAUUUUCUGUUUUGUGAGUGCGUCUGCCCGCCCCUGUCCCCCUUCUGCGUGAAGUGGGGGGUUCUGGGGGAACCUCUUCUUCCCCUCUGCCUCUUUCCUGUCCUCUCCCUCCGUCGCCAGUCACCAGCCAUCCUUCUUGACCAGGCAGAGGGGGGAGCGGGUGGGCGGGCGGGCAGGGGCCUGGGGCGGCUUGGCUGAGGCCGCCGGCCCACGACCCCUUCCCCGGUCGCCAGUAUUCCCCCAGCCCUUUUUAAAAACGAAAUGCCCCUGUUUGUAAAUCCUUAGACGCUUGAGAAUAAAACCCCUCCCUUUUCUUCCACGGA
This is a messenger RNA of Neomonachus schauinslandi (Hawaiian monk seal), 3600 nucleotides long. It is a transcript of the gene MAP2K7, whose product is annotated as mitogen-activated protein kinase kinase 7. The record is from RefSeq and is a predicted model, not a curated record. Lineage: Eukaryota; Metazoa; Chordata; Mammalia; Carnivora; Phocidae. The transcript has 11 exons. Gene Ontology annotation, molecular function: protein kinase activity; ATP binding. Gene Ontology annotation, biological process: protein phosphorylation. The coding region runs from base 49 to 1371 and encodes 440 amino acids.